Messenger RNA from Meleagris gallopavo (turkey), 1389 nucleotides. NCBI's taxonomy places the organism in Eukaryota, Metazoa, Chordata, Aves, Galliformes, Phasianidae. The record is from RefSeq and is a predicted model, not a curated record.
UGCCCGCUCACCUCAGGGCUGUGCGGCGGCAGUGCCUCGGGUAAGACGACCGUGGCCACGCGGAUCAUCGAGGCGUUGGACGUGCCCUGGGUCGUGUUGCUGUCCAUGGAUUCCUUCUACAAGGUGCUGGACGAGGGGCAGCAGGCGUUGGCGGCCCGCAGCGAUUACAACUUCGACCACCCGGACGCCUUUGACUUUGAGCUGCUCGUCAGCGUCCUACGCAAGCUGAAAAAGGGCAAGAGUGUGAAGGUGCCCGUAUACGACUUCACCACGCACAGCCGGCGCCGAGAGUGGAAAACCGUCUAUGGGGCCAACGUCAUCGUGUUUGAGGGCAUCCUGGCGUUUGCCAACAAGGAGCUGCUGAAGCUCCUGGACAUGAAGGUGUUUGUGGAUACGGACUCGGACAUCCGGCUGGUGCGGCGGCUGCAGCGCGACAUCAUGGAGCGUGGGCGUGACAUCGUGGGUGUCAUCAAGCAAUACCACAAGUUUGUGAAGCCAGCCUUCGAGCAGUACAUCGAGCCCAGCGUGCAGGUGGCAGACAUCGUGGUGCCCCGGGGUGGGGAGAACUCUGUGGCGCUGGACCUUAUUGUGCAGCACGUGCAUAGCCAGCUGGAGAAGCGCGAAAUCACUGUCAGGGCAGCUCUGGCCUCAGCCCACCAGGGGCAGCCACUGCCGGCGACUCUGAGCGUGCUGGAGAACACACCGCAGGUGCGGGGCAUGCACACCAUCAUCAGGAACAAGGACACCACCAGGGACGAGUUCAUCUUCUACUCCAAGCGCCUGAUGCGGCUGCUGAUUGAGCACGCGCUCUCCUUCCUCCCACUGAAGUCAGUCACGGUGGAGACGCCGCAGGGGACAACCUAUGAAGGGAAGAGGUUCCAUAGGCAGCGGAUCACCGGCGUGUCCAUCCUGAGGGCCGGGGAGACCAUGGAGCAAGCGCUGACCGCCGUCUGCAAGGACAUCCGCCUGGGCAAGAUCCUGAUCCAGACCAACCACGACACGGGGGAGCCCGAGCUGCACUACCUGCGCCUGCCCAAGGAGAUCAGCGAGGACUACGUCAUCCUCAUGGACAGCACCGUGUCCACCGGCGCUGCUGCCAUGAUGGCCGUACGCGUGCUGCUGGACCACGACGUGCCGGAGGAGCGCAUCUUCCUGCUGUCGCUGCUGAUGGCCGAGAUGGGGGUGCACUCGGUAGCUUACGCGUUCCCCCGAGUCCGCAUCAUCACCACGGCUGUGGACAAGAGGAUCAACGAGGAGUUCCACAUCAUCCCCGGCAUCGGGAAUUUUGGGGACAGGUACUUUGGCACCGAUGCGCCGCCCGCCUGCACCGACAGUCUUACAGUGGCCCUGGGGAUCUCAGGGCAGCUGGAUACUGGGGGCUCGGGGUAG